Suillus clintonianus is the source of this 1149-nucleotide messenger RNA. Its product is annotated as L domain-like protein. Lineage: Eukaryota; Fungi; Basidiomycota; Agaricomycetes; Boletales; Suillaceae. The transcript is spliced from 4 exons. The coding region runs from base 1 to 1149 and encodes 382 amino acids. The record is from RefSeq and is a predicted model, not a curated record.
AUGCCAGAACCAGAUCAUGAGCUUGCCCAAUGGCCUCCUCUUCACGUUCAGAAGCGUAAAUGCCACUGUAAAACGAAGCGCAACCGCGGUCUUCUCAUUCUUCUCAUCAUCAUACUCUUCUUCUUGAUCGGGAACGUCAUCUUCCUCAACGUUCGCGUCCUCUCCAUGAACACGUCCACCCCUUCCAACACCAACCCUACUCUCUCUGCAAAUGCCCAACAGUGCUUGUCCCAAUACACGCUGAACGCACCUUCCAGCCCUUCCUCCUACCCGUGCUCCACUUGCUUGCCAACCCUGCAGACAGUCACAUCCACCUAUCUAUCUUCAAAUCCACAGAACGCACAGCAGAUCCUCAACGCUAUCCAGUUCUGUGGUCUCCGCGGCAUAUUCGACACCGCCAACUCACAAGGUCAGGCAUCCCUCCUCGGCUGGGUCACAGACGUCAAAUUCUGUGCUUGGAAUGGUGUCACCUGUGAUGGCUCCGGUAGAGUUGCAAAUCUUCAAUUGACCUUUCCUGGAGUACCAGCAACAUUACCCAACGAGCUUGGAGCACUCACUGGCCUCGAGUCUUUGCAAGUCAUUGGUGGUAACAGUAUACCAGCUGGAGCGCUGCCUUCGUCGUUUAUAAACCUCACUUCUCUCUCCAACCUCCAUAUCGAAGCAACGGCCAUUACGCCGCUCCCAGAUAGCCUCUUCUCAUACCUCACAGCGAUGACUACGCUCACCCUCGUUCGCAACCCCAUGAUGGGCGCCUCUCUUCCUUCCACCCUGACCCAAGUCCCGCUCAAGAACCUCGUCGUCAACUCCCAACAACUCAACAACCCCCUCCCAUCUCUGUCAUCCAGCUCCACCCUCCAAGCAUCGCUCAAACUUCUCGAUCUCUCAUCCACCUCCCUCACUGGCCCGAUCCCAAAUACCAUCUCCUCCUUCUCGUCGCUCACGCAACUCUUGCUCUCCAACAACAACCUCCAAGCACCCCUUCCAACCACCUUCCCACCUUCGUUACAGAUCAUCUCCCUGCAGAACAACACAGCGCUCACCGGGACUGUCCCUAGUUCUCUUUGCAAUAGUACGCAGCUCAUGAGCUGUUCGCUGCAGAGUACGGGACUGAGCGCGAGUGGGGGGUGUGGAUCUUGUCAAUUCUCGUGA